Messenger RNA from Entelurus aequoreus (snake pipefish), 2259 nucleotides. Its product is annotated as voltage-gated potassium channel subunit beta-1-like. Gene Ontology annotation, cellular component: membrane; extrinsic component of cytoplasmic side of plasma membrane; juxtaparanode region of axon. The record is from RefSeq and is a predicted model, not a curated record. Gene Ontology annotation, biological process: transmembrane transport; negative regulation of delayed rectifier potassium channel activity; potassium ion transport. Lineage: Eukaryota; Metazoa; Chordata; Actinopteri; Syngnathiformes; Syngnathidae. Gene Ontology annotation, molecular function: transmembrane transporter binding; potassium channel regulator activity; voltage-gated potassium channel activity. The transcript is spliced from 16 exons. Bases 470 to 1669 code for a protein of 399 amino acids.
GGCCAAGACCAAAGAGCUGUCAACAUUGUAGACCUGCACAAGGCUGGGAAGACUGAAUCUGCAAUUGGGUGCCUUCAUCGCCGAGCAGAGCCAUCUCGCCUCCACGCCAGGGACCGUAAACUGCUGCUGUCGCAGGACUUGGGGAACAGGACCCAGCCAGUCCUUGGAGACCUUCGCUGGGGACCUUCAUCUCUCGAGGGACACCACGUCAGCCGGGAAUCUGGACUUGACAUCCAUGAAGACCCAUUCCAACUGGAAUCAGACCUUCUCUAAAGACACUGACCAGGACCGCAUGGCUGUUACGUCAGCCUGAGCUCUUCCUCACACCCGCCUGUGACUUCCAUAUGAGAUUCCGCAGCACCGAGCAGAGCUGGCCCAGACUUUCGACUUCCCGCCGUUAUAAAAAGGAGCGGCUAUCUCGGCCUCGGAGCAGCUCUAGUGGUAGUGGUGUUGGUUUCUGCCCACAGCCAUGCAGGUGUCCUUCGCGUGCACAGACCAUGGGCUGAAGGCCCCGCGUAACGGCGAGCACAGCAAGCAGAACACCACCAGCCCAAACACCACCAGCCAGGCCCGGGCUCGCUUCCGCACCGUGGCCCUAAUAGCUCGAAGCCUCGGCUCCUUCACCCAUCGCUACCACCACAACCUCAAAGAGUCCACCGCCAAGCUCACAGGCAUGAAGUAUAGGAAUCUGGGGAAGUCUGGCUUGCGUGUCUCCUGUCUGGGCCUUGGCACAUGGGUGACGUUCGGAGGUCAGAUUCCUGAUGAGGUGGCCGAACAACUGAUGACUAUUGCGUACGAGAGCGGGGUCAAUCUGUUCGACACGGCCGAGGUCUACUCCGGCGGCAAAGCAGAGAUAAUCCUGGGGAACAUCAUCAGGAAAAAGUGCUGGAGGCGAUCCAGUCUGGUGAUCACUACAAAACUCUACUGGGGAGGAAAGGCAGAGACCGAGAGAGGCCUGAACAGAAAACACAUCAUUGAAGGUUUGAAGGGCUCCCUCCAGAGGAUGCAGCUGGAGUAUGUCGAUGUGGUUUUUGCCAACCGGCCAGAUAACAACACUCCCAUGGAAGAGAUAGUGAGAGCCAUGACACAUGUGAUUAACCAGGGCAUGUCAAUGUAUUGGGGGACGUCACGGUGGUCCGCCAUGGAGAUCAUGGAGGCCUACUCUGUGGCCAGGCAAUUCAAUCUCAUUCCACCAGUCUGUGAGCAGGCAGAGUAUCAUUUUUUCCAGAGAGACAAAGUGGAAACACAGCUGCCAGAGCUCUACCACAAGAUAGGUGUAGGUGUGGUCUCCUGGUCUCCUUUGGCCUGCGGCAUCAUCACUGGGAAAUAUGAGAACGGAGUCCCAGAAACCUCCAGGGCCUCCAUGAAGCCAUACCAGUGGUUAAAGGAGAAAAUAACGAGUGAGGAUGGAAGGAAACAGCACGCCAAGCUGAAGGAGUUGGCUCACAUAGCGGAGAAGCUUGGUUGUACGUUACCCCAACUCGCUAUCGCAUGGUGCCUGAGGAAUGAAGGUGUGAGCUCAGUACUGCUGGGAUCCUCCAAUCCAAGCCAGCUAACAGAGAAUCUCGGGGCCAUUCAGGUAAUUCCAAAGAUGACUGCAGGCAUCGCCUCAGAAGUGGAUCACAUACUGGGGAAUCGUCCGCACACCAAAAAAGACUACCACCAUUAGCACGGACCAACAGUGAGGGAAACUGUGCUCUGAAAGUGUAUCAAAGCUCCCACUCACAGCCAUCGCACUGCCGCCAGUGCCCCACUUUGCUCAUGUGACCUUGUGUGUGACUGUGUGAAAAGUCUUCUGCUCGGCUCCUCCUCAGCCACUUGUCAUUAUCAUUAAGUGAGAUGCUUGGCAAAGAAUGCAUGCUACACCCAUAGCGGCCAACAGACGCAACGGUGUGCCAACAGGAUCAUUUCUGGUGUGAGACGGUACUUUUUAUUUUGCAGCUGUGUGCAGAAUAUUUCAAAGUGGAGAAUUUUGCAUAAGGUGAGGAAACUCAAAAAACAUCAUUGCCAUGCAGUGGAUAACUUAAAAAUGCAUAAUUUUCUUUUGUUUUACAAACUAGAUUGUUUGCCACACUAGAUGUUCGUAAAGUGAGGGCAACAGAAUAUAACAGGGCGUGGUCUCAGCAGACUUGACCAUACAUUUCUUUCCGAGUGAUCAAUCUGUAUGAGCUGAAAUGAUCAAUGUUAUAAUAUAUUUUUGAAAAAGCCCGUGCUGUACUGAUUGUAAUGUGAUUCACUUGAUAAAGUACCCGGAAAUAG